This is a messenger RNA of Metarhizium acridum CQMa 102, 1977 nucleotides long. NCBI's taxonomy places the organism in Eukaryota, Fungi, Ascomycota, Sordariomycetes, Hypocreales, Clavicipitaceae. The record is from RefSeq and is a predicted model, not a curated record.
AUGACAAACCUGGGGCGUCUCGCCGCCGUCCUGGCAGCAGCGCCGGCCGUCACGGCAAUCUACAUCAACGGGUCCGUCAUUGCUCCAUGCGACUCGCCAAUCUACUGCUACGGCGAUCUCCUCAAGGAGAUUGAGCUCGCGCGGCCAUUCGCCGACUCCAAGACCUUUGUAGACAUGCCGGCCCUCAAACCUCUGGAAGAAAUCCAAAGCGCCUUCUCCAAGCUCCAACGGCCCAUCGCCAACAACUCGGAGCUCAACACGUUCCUGGCGAGCUACUUUGCCGACGCGGGCCACGAGCUGCAAGAGGUGCCCAAGUCGCAGCUCAAGACGGACCCCCAGUUCCUCGCGUCCAUCGACGACACCGUCAUCAGGGAGUUCACCCAAAAGGUCAUUGACAUCUGGCCCAGCCUCACGCGCUCCUACAACGCCUCGGCGGCCAGCACCUGCGCCGACUGCCCCAGCAGCUUCAUCCCCAUCAAGCGGCCGUUUGGCCUCCUGCGCACGCGCGGGUCCUUUACCGAGAUCGCCAAGAACACCAUCGAAAACUUCCUCGACCUCGUCGAGCAGUACGGCAUCGUGCCCAACGGCGCGCGCGUCUACUACCUCAACCGCUCGCAGCCGCCCAUGCUGUCGCAGAUGGUCAAGCUCUACAUCGACCACACAAACGACACCACCAUCCUGGCGCGCGCGCUGCCCCUCCUCGUCAGGGAGCACGACUUCUGGAUGGCCAACCGCACCGUCGAGGUCUCGUCGGGCGGCCAGACGUACCGGCUGAACCGGUACGCCGUGGACAACACGGAGCCGCGGCCAGAGUCGUACCGCGAGGACCACGAGACGGCGCGCAACUCGUCGUACCACGCCGAGUCGGGCAUCAUCUACCCGGAGACGAGGCGGCUCAACGCCUCCGAGUACGAGGCCCUGUACGCCAACCUGGCGACCGGCGCCGAGACGGGCUGGGACUUUAGCUCGCGCUGGAUCGCGAACCCGCGCGACUCGGCGCGCCAGGUGUACUUUCCGCUGCGGAGCAUGAACGCGAGGAGCAUCGUGCCCGUGUGCCUCAACUCGAUCCUGUACGGCAACGAGCUCGCCAUCGCGGGCUUCCUCCGUCGCGCCGGCAACGCCUCGGCCGCGCCCGCCUGGGAGCGUCGCGCCGCCGACCGCAGCGCCGCCAUGCACGCCCUCAUGUGGAACGACACCCUCGCCGGCUACUUUGACUUUAACCUCACCUCGUCCGGCCAGGACAUGUACGCCCUUGACGACGACGCCGACGACGCCGACGACGCCGUCGAGGCCCACACGCGCGGCGGCGCGCCCCCGGGCCACAAGGUCCUCUUCCACGCCGGCCAGUUCUACCCCUUCUGGCAGGGCGCGGCGCCGGCGCACCUCAAGAACAACCCGCACGCCGUCCGGGCCGCCUACGCGCGCGUCGAGGCGUACCUGGGCAGCCGCAAGGGCGGCAUCCCCGCGACCAACCUCAGGGCCGGGCAGCAGUGGGACCGGCCCAACGUGUGGCCGCCCCUGAUGCACAUCCUCAUCAAGGGGCUGGCCAACACGCCCGCCACCUUUGGCCCCGACGACCCGGCCUACCGCGGCGUCCGCGCCCUGGCCCUCGCCCUCGCCCAGAGGUACCUCGACUCGGCGUUUUGCACGUGGUACGCCACCGGCGGGAGCACCACCGAGACGCCCAAGCUGGACGGGCUCGGGGACCAGGACACGGGCGUCAUGUUUGAAAAGUACAGCGACGAGUCGACCAACGUCGCCGGCGGCGGCGGCGAGUACGAGGUCGUCGAGGGUUUCGGCUGGACCAACGGCGUGCUGAUCUGGGCCGUCGACUUCUUCCGCGGCGAGCUGAAGAGGCCCGACUGCGGGGACCUCGAGGCCGCCAGGCACGGGGGCGGCAAGAGGAAGAGGGCGAGGAGCGCGGUCGAGCUGCCCGUCGCUGAUGCGAGGAGGAUCAAGAGGUUUGCGAGGACGUGA